Molecule: messenger RNA, 1398 nt
Organism: Gloeophyllum trabeum ATCC 11539
Lineage: Eukaryota; Fungi; Basidiomycota; Agaricomycetes; Gloeophyllales; Gloeophyllaceae
Product: glycoside hydrolase
Exons: 10
Coding region: 1-1398 (465 amino acids)
Biological process (GO): glucan catabolic process
Cellular component (GO): extracellular region; cell surface
Molecular function (GO): beta-glucosidase activity
Source: RefSeq, a predicted model, not a curated record
AUGCAGGCUCUCGCGCCCCUUGUCGCUCUUUUGCUCCACUUCGCUCUUUUCAGGCUUGCGUCUGCUGUCGGGAAUGUCCCGCCGAAGCUAUACGGUGUUAACCUCGAAUGGCUUGACAUGGGCGGCCAGUCCUGCAGCGACUGCUCGACCUGCAUCGCGGACGAGUGGUCCUUCGCCAAGGCCUACCCGGACACCGUCGACGCGACCUUCGACAAGCACUGGUCGACGUGGUUCACCGAGGACCACGUGCAGCAGCUCAAGGCGGACGGCAUCAACGCCGUGCGCAUCCCGCUGGGCUACUGGAUCGUCGAGCCGCUCGUGAACCGCUCGAGCGAGUACUACCCACGCGGCGGGAUCAAGCAGCUCCAGCGCGGCCUGCAGCAGCUCCAGGACGCGGGCAUGGUCGCGAUUCUGGACCACCAUGCGUUGCCGGGCGUGCAGACGGCCGGCCAGCAGUUUACGGGGCAUUGUACCCAAGACGUGGAGUUCUACACCCCGUACAACUACCACCGCGCACUGGUAUGGACCGCCGUCAUGACCGCGCUGACGCACCUCGACCCCGCGUUCAACAGCGUCUUCGCCAUCGAAGCCGUCAACGAGCCGAUCAUGAACGCAGACCAAACGCCCGGCUACGGCCAAUUCCAGGUCAACUUCGUGCAGACGAUUCGCGCAGUCGAGCUCAUCCUUGGCAUCCCCGUGCCGGGCGUGUCCCUGGACGUCUCCCUGGGCACGUCCAACACGUCCGCGGCGUUCAUCCAGGUCGCCACAAGCACGAGCCUGCCGUCGAUCUUCAACCAGAACGUCACGGCCGCACUGCUCGAGGCCGCGCCGAUCCUGCUCGAGAUGGCGGCCGAGCUCGCGAUCCCGACCAUCUUGGACUUUACGUCCACCCAGGCACCCUUGUUCUCGUCCAGGACGCCGUUGAUGACCAACUUUAUGGAUGUCAACUGGCAGUAUAACGACCCGCCGAACCCCGCCUAUGCCGCGAUCGGUCCGCAGGGCUACGACAACCACCUCUACUACAACUACGGUGGCGUGGCCGACCCGAAUCCGGACGCGUACAUGACCAGCAUUUGCAAUCUCCAGCGGGUGCAGAACGACGCUGCCGUAGGCGAUACCCCGCUCUGGUUCGGCGAGUGGGGCCUGCCCACGCAAUUCGACGCAACGGACGAGUUCCUGUACAUGUGGGCGGACGCACAGAAGAUGGCUUACACCAAGGGCGCUGGGUGGCUCUUCUGGAACUUCCACGUAGAGAUUUCCGAGCUGGCUGGCAACCUCUCUAGGCAAUGGUCCUACCUUGAUGGAGUCAAUUACGGUUUCCUCACCAAGGACCCGGCGGCGUACCACAACGCCAGCGUCUGCGACCCCUACUAUUACAACACCACGUCAUCCUCUUGA